Messenger RNA from Fonsecaea nubica, 3456 nucleotides. RefSeq lists its product as hypothetical. The record is from RefSeq and is a predicted model, not a curated record. The transcript is spliced from 2 exons. Lineage: Eukaryota; Fungi; Ascomycota; Eurotiomycetes; Chaetothyriales; Herpotrichiellaceae. Bases 1 to 3456 code for a protein of 1151 amino acids.
AUGGAGCCCAUUGCUAUCCUCUCCGUUGCCUGCAAUGUCCUCCAACUUAUCGAACAGGCCAUCGAUGCCGCUAGAGUCUGCAAGAAAUUCUACGACCGCGGUUCUCUAGAUGAGAACGAUAAGAUUGAGAAAUACGCUGAGGACCUCACGGCCUUGAACGAGGAUUUGCUCCUUGUACUCAACAAGAACCCAACGACCCUACCUCCUCGUGCCAAUAAGCUACGGCAACUUGCGAACGAUGUCUCAGAGACAGCGGUGGAGCUCAAGAAGGAGCUCAGUCAACUGAAACUCGAGAAAAAGCAGGGCAUCAGGGCCAAAGGCACCGCGUUCAAGAUGAUGUUCAAGAGCUUGAAGAAAAGGGGUACUAUUGAUAAGCUUCAAGCAAAGCUGAUGCAGCAAGAUGCCUCUCUGCAGUCUUGCCUGGUGAAAGAUCUUCAGGACGACCAGGACAAAUUGUCUCGACACAAGGAGUUCGCGGCCUUGUCGCAAGGCCAAAAGGACAGCAUUACAAAACUGCUAGGUCACAUUCAACAGGCCUCAACUGAUAUCAAGGCUUCAGUCACAGCUGCAGAGACAAACAUAACGUCAUCAAUCACAACUGCACAGGCAAAUAUAACGGCACAGCUGAACAGCCAGCAAAACGCCCAUACGAAAUAUACGCAAAGUCAGGAAUCGAUUGCUCUCAGGAUGCGAGUCCUAGAUGGCCUGGCUUUUCCCGAAAUGAAUGAUCGCCGCAAAAUGAUUGAAAACCAUGUGGGCGAGUUCGGGGACACCUAUCGCUGGAUAUUCUAUUCACCAACCCAGACCAAUUCUUAUCAGCGACAUGAGUUUCUUACAUGGCUUCGAAAAGGCAGGGGAAUCUUUUGGUUUAGUGGAAAGCCUGGAAGUGGGAAAUCGAGCCUCGUGGCUUAUAUUUACCAGAAUCUUCACACAGGCCAACCUGGCUUUGAUCAUUUGAAAGCCUGGGCCCAGCCGCAAUCUGUCUGCCUACUCAGUUUCUGGUUCUUCAGGCCCGCCAGCAGCGUACUUCUGAAAUCUCUGGAAGGGUUCUGGAGAUCACUGUGUUUUCAGAUCCUGGAAGUAGACGAGACGCUGGUUGAAACGAUCCGUAACAACAACGAUGGCUCGGCUCCCGAAACCCUCAAGUCAUUCUUUGGCCAAGUACUACCGCAUGCUCAAAGUUGGACGAAUACUGUGCUCGAGUCCUGGUUCAUAUACUUAGUGACACAUUCGCGAUACCGCUUCUGCAUCCUGGUUGAUGGUCUUGACGAAGUUGAGAAUGAUCGUGAGCGCAGAUCUCUACUCGAGGUUAUACAGCGUAUCGGAAAACUUAGUGGAAAGGUCAAACUCUGCUGCUCAAGUCGACCAGAGCAACCGUUCCACGACACUCUCUGUCAGUAUCCUUCGCUGAGAUUACAUGAUUACAAUUACGAAGACAUCGAGGAACACUGUCGCAACCGGCUUGGAGGAACUAAAGCAGCAGAUUACGCUUGGCGCAUCGCCCACCGCGCCGAUGGCGUCUUCCUAUGGGCUGCUUUAGUCGCGACGCAAAUUUUGUCUGGUAUAGAACAGGGCGACAGCGACGCAGACCUCGAUCUGCGCUUGGCAGAAUGUCCUGCCGAAAUGGAUGAACUCCUCUUGCGUUUACUCAAGAGACAGGACAAAUUCUAUGCAAAGCAUCCGAAACCAUAUCUGGCCCUGAUUGCUGCGGCGGCAACGAUCGAUGAGGCAGAGGUCCCCGACCCUGGCAUCACCUUGUUGGAACUACAUCUUGCGUCCCAGGAACAGAACGAGCUCGCUGCCAAUUUCCCAAACAACGUUCUUCAAUAUUGUCAAGAACUCUCCGAGCUCUCAGCUGUUGACCUGGAUAAGAAUGUGGUUUCCCGGUGUGCAGGUCUUGUUGAAUGUGAGGAUACCACCAAAUACCUUUUACCCGACCCGUGCCAUCAUGAGUCACUAUUCAGGUUGCAAAAGACGUGGGUGCAAUUUAUACACCGGAGUGUGUACGAUUUCCUACUCGACAAUGUCCGGUGCGGCACCGCGCUUGUUGAUGCUUGUGGCAUAUCUGAGCAAGAAGCAUUCAAACGGAUGGUACUAGCCUCUGCCGUAUGUUUCAUCAUCAACAGUAAUGCUGAAGUGCCAUGGAAAUGUUUGGCAUACAGCACAAGGGUACCCAAGAGCCACUGGACUCCGCUUGAGACAACUGUCCUUGAUGCUGUCUUCACGGUUCAGCAAACGCGAUUUCCUAUGACUCUUCCCAUGCAACCUGCCCAUCUAGACGAUGAAUGGAGAUAUUCCUUCCGUGAAUACGACUAUAGGCACGAUCAACAAAUUAGGUGCCCUCAUCUCUCCGCUGUCGACAAUCGCCUACUUUACCAAACUGCAGACUACUGCGUAUUGCCCUAUCUUGAGGAAAAGUUGGUAAAUUUCGACCAGAAAUACAGGAGCCUCGCCAUUGGAUUCUGCAUCCUGUGCCUGAUCCGCACCGCAGGCUGCUAUUGUAACCCUGGUGCUGUUAGCGACUUCCUGGGCGAUUUCCAAGCACAGCUAUCAUUGAGUCAAGAUCUCACAAUCUUUUACAUGUAUGAAGUUUUAUCUGUGAGGUUCUUGUCGACGUGCCCGUUCUAUGAACACGUCCACCUCGCAACAGCUGCGUCACUCUAUCGAUGGGGUGCUCGAUACACGACGAAGAUCAGGCAAGAUUUGAGGGAAUUGUGCUCAAGUCUUCGGCCUGAAAAUGGCAUCAGACCACGCAUUGACGGUUGGUCCUUAAUUGAACCAAGUAUUUUCUAUAACAUUGACGUUUUCCCUGUACCGGACCAAGGAGCAGCAUUUCCGGAGGACUCGAAGCGGGAACAUGUUUUGGCCACUUCUAUGUUGCUACUCGAACCUGAAGAGCUGAGUUUUCCCCAGUAUUCUCCCCCGGGAUCUGAUCUCUUCUUCGAUGUCGAGCCGAGAAUCAGUACGGCUCUAGCGCAACUUUUCACAGGAGCUUCACUGAGUGGCGAUGCUGAAUUCAUUCUAGCAGGGCACUUUGCGGACAUCCUUAAUUGCCAUUUAGAUGUAUUAACGCCCUGGAACAUUGCGUCGAUUGUCGUCAACACCAGAAACAGACAUUGGAAUCUCGCUCCUCUCAUCUUUUCAAAAGGCCGAUUUAAAGGCGUGAAUGUGAAAGAACCAGAAGCAAAAUUGUGGGAACAGCGUUUGAAGCAUGGAAAAUUUGACGAGGAUUUCGAGUCGGGUCCUGAGAAUGACCCUAUUCUGAGAGAAAUUAUGGGAGUAAUGGAGAAGCAACGCCACCGUUUUGCUUACGUUGAUGGGACAAGAACCAGGGAACCAGACUCGAAUGAGAUAGGUAAUGAAGAUCAAGAUGAAGAUCAAGAUGAAGAUCAAGAUGAAGAUCAAGAUGAGGACGAGGACGGGGACGGUGUGGGCCAAGAGCCUUCUGGGACAUGA